Suillus plorans is the source of this 1470-nucleotide messenger RNA. RefSeq lists its product as uncharacterized. The record is from RefSeq and is a predicted model, not a curated record. Gene Ontology annotation, molecular function: glutathione transferase activity. Bases 340 to 1143 code for a protein of 267 amino acids. Gene Ontology annotation, biological process: glutathione metabolic process. NCBI's taxonomy places the organism in Eukaryota, Fungi, Basidiomycota, Agaricomycetes, Boletales, Suillaceae. The transcript has 3 exons.
UAUCAACAACUGUCAAACGUAUUGUCACUGUUAUGCAUGGACAGGGAGCGUCCGGUACGUGACCAUAUUUCUGUCAGUGAUGUGUAACAUGCAUCGGUGAGUUUUUAGUAGCCAUUGGUCAUAUUUAUAUGUAAGCACACUUAGGCGCUACCCAAUCCUCAGAACGGAACAUGUAGGGAAGAAUCCGGGUCUUGUUAGUGUGAAUGACGUGAGGGUGUCAGUACCUUGUUUGCUCAUGGAUUGAAGGAACCGAGGAAGGUCCGAGUAAUAAAAGGGUAUCGGAAACCGCUCUCGCCUAUUUAUUCAAGGUUCGAGUUCGGUUGAGUGUUCGUAACUUCCAUGGUAUCCACAUCUACAUACCACAUCCACAUCACCUAUUUUCCCGUGCGAGCACGAUGUGAACCAGUUCUACUCAUUCUCGCAGAUUCGGGAACCCAGUUUGAGUACGAAGAAAUUCCCCAUGCGAAGUGGGUAGAAAUGAAGAAGGCAGGCCAAGUUACGCCUGCGAUGUUUCCAUACGGUGGCGUACCUAUUCUCCGAGUAACAGACAAAAGCUCUAAACAAAGAAGCGAAUUUCUGCUUGGCGAGACUUCAGCUAUCCUGUCUUACCUUGAGGAGAUCCUAACACUGCCAGGAACUACGUUGAAUGACGACCUCCCACUCCAAACCCGUGCACGCACACAGAUGAUCAAGGAAGCAUCUUUGUUCUUCACCAACAGAGUAUGGCAAUUGAGUGGGGAAGAGGAUUGGCUAGCACCACCAUCACGAGAUAAGAUUUGGAAAGCCAUCACUGUACGAUACCUGCGCAACACAGAAGCUGCACUCGGAGAACUGCAGAAGGAGAUGCGAGUAGUGCCAGAAGAGAUGGGACCACUGACUGCGCUUCAUGCAACAGUGGCAGCAGCCAUCACAUUUAUAACGCAACUGUUUCCAUCUGUCAAGCGGGGGCUGGUACCUGGAGGGAAUUUUCCGUUGUGCGGGCAAUUAUGGAUAGCAGUAAUGACUCGCCCAAGAAUUGUUGCUUAUUGGAAGGAACAUGCGAUUGCCGAGAAGGCAUGGACGAUAACGGAGUACGGGACAGCAGAGUGGAUUGCAAGGGAAGCAGCAAAGUAUGACUCGCCGAGCUUGCUGGCCAAGUUAUGACAGUAUCAAUGGAUCCCUCAACUAACGUUGAACGUCCGAUUAUCGAGUCCACUGCGCACAUGUUUAUAGGAGACCUACUGGACGCGUGUCUUAAUGUAUCCCGCUAACGUAAUUGUGUAUCCCGCCUCAGCAAAUGAUUCCGUCGCUAUGGCAUAAAGUGCCCCACGGGCCAAGCGGGAGUAUUUUAUUAUCAGAAUAUUAUACCUGGAACAUAGCUGGUGAUGGAGCCUGCGAAAGAGAAAGAGCAUGAUAACUUCCCGACGCGCACUAGUGAUAGUUACUUGAUUAUUUUUUAGCAAACGUUAAAGUCUGUGAUGAACGUUUAAA